CUCCGCAUCACCUCUUCCGCCGGGAGUUCCUUAUCCGCACACAACAAACACAACAUCUAAACAUUCACCAGCGGAGGACAACCUGCAAAGCCUCGCCUCAUAAUUUAAGCAGUUGCUGGAUUUCUUUCUUCUGAAACCAGUUAGUGGAUACGCAGCCGAUAUACACGUUUAAUCGUUCAUUGAUCGAAACACCGACAGAAUAUUAGGCCGAAAACAAUCUAUUUCUGAAGUGUAUUCUGAAGUAUUUUCACGAUGACUGAUCCUGCCACAGAAUGUAAUAUCAGGGUUCUCUGUCGCUUCCGCCCCCUGAAUCAAUCCGAAAUUCAGCGCGGGGACAAAUUUCUUCCUAAAUUUCAAGGAGACGACGCCGUCGUCAUCGGGGGAAAGUCCUACACUUUUGAUCAUGUGUUUCCCACAAACACCACGCAAGAACAGGUGUACAACACCUGCGCCAAGCAGAUCGUCAAAGAUGUCCUGGGGGGGUACAAUGGUACAAUAUUCGCCUAUGGACAGACCUCCUCUGGAAAGACCCACACCAUGGAGGGUAAACUCCACGACCCGCAGCAGAUGGGAAUAAUCCCUCGGAUAGCCGAGGACAUCUUCAAUCACAUCUUCUCCAUGGACGAGAACCUGGAGUUCCACAUCAAGGUUUCCUAUUUUGAAAUCUAUAUGGAGAAAAUCAGAGAUCUUUUGGAUGUGACAAAGACCAACCUGGCUGUGCACGAGGAUAAGAACCGCGUCCCCUAUGUCAAGGGCUGCACUGAGCGUUUUGUGUCCAGUCCAGAGGAGGUGAUGGAUGUGAUUGACGAGGGGAAAUCCAAUCGUCACGUUGCUGUCACCAACAUGAAUGAGCACAGCAGCCGUAGCCACAGCAUCUUCCUCAUCAGCAUCAAGCAGGAGCACGUGGAGACGGAGCAGAAGAUCAGCGGCAAGCUCUACCUGGUGGACCUGGCCGGGAGCGAGAAGGUCAGUAAGACGGGAGCAGAAGGUGCAGUGUUGGACGAGGCUAAAAACAUAAACAAGUCCCUGUCGUCACUGGGAAACGUCAUCUCUGCGCUGGCUGAGGGAACGAAAACCCACGUGCCAUACCGCGACAGCAAGAUGACCCGCAUCCUGCAGGACUCCCUGGGGGGGAACUGCCGUACCACCAUGUUCAUCUGCUGCUCACCGUCCGGCUACAACGACGCCGAGACCAAGAGCACGCUGAUGUUCGGACAACGGGCGAAGACCAUCAGGAACACGGCCUCGGUGAACCUGGAGCUCACGGCGGAGCAGUGGAAGAGGAAGUACGAGCGGGAGAAGGAGAAGAGCACGGCGCUGAAGGAGAACGUGCAGCGGCUGGAGAACGAGCUGGAGCGCUGGCGCAGCGGGGAGGAGGUCCCAGAGACAGAGCAGCUCGGCCCAGAGGAGGUGAGGGCGGAGUCAGGAGAGGACACGCCCCUGGAUAACAGAGGCUCCUCCUCCAUCGUGGUGCGGAUCUCUGAGGAGGAGCGGCACAAAUACGAAGAGGAGAUCCGCAAACUGUACCGCCAACUGGACGACAAGGAUGAUGAGAUUAAUCAGCAGAGCCAGCUGGUGGAGAAGAUGAAGGAUCAAAUGCUGACUCAGGAUGAGCUGCUGCAGUCCUCUCGGGGGCACAGUGAGCGUGUGCAGAUGGAGCUGGGCCGGCUGCAGGGAGAGACGCAGCGCGCCAACGGGGAGGUGAAGGAGGUGCUGCAGGCGCUGGAGGAGCUGGCGCUCAGCUACGACCUGAAGAGCCAGGAGCUGGACCAGAAGGGCCUGCACAACAAGCUGCUCGCUGACGAGCUGUCGCAGAAGAUGGCCAUGCUGAUGUCUCUGGAGGCGGAGCUGUGCUGCAUGCAGGAGGAGAGCGCGCAGCAGAGGAAGCGCAUCGCUGACGUGCUCAACGGCCUGAUGAGGGACCUGAGCGAGUUCAGCAGCAUCGUGGGGAACGGAGAGAUACGCCUGCCAGUGGAGAUCAGCGGGGCGAUCGAGGAGGAGUUCACGGUGGCGCGGCUCUACAUCAGUAAGAUCAAGUCGGAGGUGAAGUCCAUGAUGAAGCGCUGCAAGCACCUGGAGAACCUGCAGCUGGAGUGCCACCGCAAGAUGGAGGAGACCAGCCGAGAGUUGUCCUCCUGCCACCUGCUCAUCUCCCAGCACGAGGUGAAGAUCCGCUCCCUGACGGAGUACAUGCAGAGUGUGGAGCACAGGAAGAGGCAGCUGGAGGACAGUUAUGAUGCCCUGAGUGACGAGCUGGACCGCCUGCAGGCCCCGGAGAGCGGACAGGGAGGGUCAGCCAAGAGAAAGAUACUGGACUCUGAGGAAGGAGAUGAUCUCAAGAAUGCAGUGGAUCAGCGCAUGGAGAGCCAGCGGGACUCGCACCACAGGCAGUUGGGACGUCUACGGGACGAGAUCAAUGAAAAACAUAAGCUCAUCGAUGACCUCACAGAUCGGAACCAGAAGCUGGAGUUGGAGCUGGAGCAGCUCCGGGUGGAGUUUGAGUGCCUGAGGAGCCGGGAGCACCACAAGAGCGAGAGACUGGAGGAGCUAACAUUUAUGCACGAGCGUCAUGAACAGUCCAAGCAGGAUCUCAAGGGCCUGGAGGAGACUGUGGCCCGUGAACUCCAGACCCUCCACAACCUGCGCAAGCUUUUUGUUCAAGACCUCACAAAUCGAGUCAAGAAAAGUUCAGAAAUGGAGGCUGAUGAUAGUGGGGGGUUUACCACCCAGAGGCAGAAGAUUUCCUUUCUUGAGAACAACCUUGACCAGCUUACUAAAGUUCACAAACAGCUGGUACGUGAUAAUGCAGACCUGCGCUGUGAGCUUCCGAAGCUGGAGAAACGUCUUCGCUCUACGGCUGAGCGGGUCAAGGCCCUGGAGGGCGCACUGAAGGAGGCCAAGGAGGGGGCGAUGAAGGACCGCCGCCGCUACCAGCAGGAGGUGGAGCGCAUCAAGGACGUGAUGAGGGCCAAGGCCCCGCUGCGGCGCCCCCACAUGGCGCAGAUCGCCAAGCCCAUCCGCCCGGGACACUACUCCGCCUGUUCCCCGACCAACCCGCUGAUCACGCGCACAAACGAGCCAAUCACCUUCAGCAACGCGCUGUUCCACCGCUCAGCCCCGCCCCCGGCCCCGCCCUGUGCUCCCAGCAUGCCGAGCGUCACGCAGAGUCACGGCAGGGUGACUGACAGCAAAAGCAGCACUGUGACCAACCCCACCAAGGGCCUGGACUCCCACCUGCUCAAUGUGGAAAAUGGAAACGCAACAGACAUCAAUGAUAAUGACAGGGGCAGGGUGCAUUGUGGGAGUGAAAUGGAGGACUCCGCCAAUGUUUACCUGAUCCAGCGGCAGAGCGCAGCAAGCUAGUGAUCUGAUACAGGUGCCUGCAGGUGAUCUGCUGUAGCCCUCCUGUGUAAAUCUGCAUGCUGUCCAUCAGUACUAGCAGCACAUUAAUUCUCCAUUAUGCACUUUCCUUCCAGUAGAGAUGUACAGUACACUAAAAUAGUGCACUCAGCAGAGUGCAGUGCUGCAUGUACGGGUUUAAUGUGUGUGUUCAAGUCUCUGUGCUGUUUCAGUCCUUACCUGUGAACUCAGCUGUCUCACCUCCCCUGGCAUGUACACACACACACACACACACACACAUAUACAGACACACACACACACACACACACAUACAGACACACAUGCACACACACACAGUACAUACACACACACACGGCGCACACACAUAUAGACAUGUAUGUACACACACACACA
Conger conger (European conger) is the source of this 3753-nucleotide messenger RNA. RefSeq names its product kinesin family member 5A, a (gene kif5aa). Gene Ontology annotation, biological process: microtubule-based movement. Lineage: Eukaryota; Metazoa; Chordata; Actinopteri; Anguilliformes; Congridae. The record is from RefSeq and is a predicted model, not a curated record. The transcript is spliced from 29 exons. Gene Ontology annotation, molecular function: ATP binding; microtubule binding; microtubule motor activity. Bases 253 to 3363 code for a protein of 1036 amino acids.